UAUGUAAUUGCUUCGGUUACAUUCAGUCUGCAGUCUGCCCAGAUAUGGUGGUCACAGGUGCUCCUGUGGAAACUGUGCAACCAUAGGAGAUACCACAGGGAGAAGAUGAUCUGCUGCAUCCUGCUGCUCCUCACACUGACCUCCUGUGUCUGUGGAACAUUUGUAGUGAAUGUGACACAGAGCUCCUAUCAGGCAGAGGAGAACCACAACAUCACACUGGAGUGGAGCUUCACAACCAAACCUCACACUCCACCUGACUUCCUUAUUAUCUUCUGUGAACUGAUCACUGAUCUCAGAGAUUUAGUCCUGUAUCAUCUACAUGAGGGUGUUGAGUCCCCAGAGUCUCAGGAUGAACAGUUUUCAGGACGAGUCCAGUGCGACAAAGACGUCCUCAGAGAAGGACGAAUCAGACUUCAUGUGUCCAGACUGAGGACUGAGGAUUCAGGACUGUACAGGUGUCAGGUCGUCACCUCUGAUGGGAGGAGCUCUGGUAAAUGUCGACUCAGCGUCUCUGCAGCUGUUGAUCAGCCUGAAACUCAGAGACCAACUGAGAGACCAGAACCAGAGAGUCGGGGAAGGAUCGGCCUCUACGCUGGACUGGGACUGACAGCAGCAGCAGCAGCAGCUCUACUGGUCAAACUCUGCUGUUCCUCAAGUCCUUGUUUCACUAAAUCUCCUGAUGAGACAGUAAACCUUUAUUCAGAGGUGUAAGAGUGACGUUCCUCAGAGAGCAGACGUCUCUCUGUCUCUGCUUCCUGUCACCCUGUUGGUCCAUGAGGCUGCUUUUCUCUGCACACCCAGUCUGACCUCUGACCUUUCACCUCUGUCACUGUCUCCAUGCGCCGAGAGAGACAAACAGAUUUUCUCCUGACUGAAGACCUCUCCUCUCUACGACCAAAGAUUCAGCUGUUUGCAGCCGACUGAGAGACGGCCGAGCUUCGUGCUGCCUUCAGGAUCCUCCCUGAGCUGUGGAACAAUGUCUCUGUCCCUGCAUCACUGUGCUAAAGAGGAUGAAGCUCUAAACAGUCACAGUACUUUAACUUUCCUCACUGUAUCACAGCUUAUAAUUAUAUCUUAAUCCUCUGUGCAUUGUAACAGAUUCAUCAAUAAUCAACUUUCAUCAUGUAAAGUUUAUAAUGUGAAUUUACUGUAAAUAAAUGUAUUUAUUUA
This is a messenger RNA of Seriola aureovittata, 1170 nucleotides long. RefSeq lists its product as uncharacterized. Gene Ontology annotation, biological process: immune response; cell surface receptor signaling pathway; T cell costimulation. NCBI's taxonomy places the organism in Eukaryota, Metazoa, Chordata, Actinopteri, Carangiformes, Carangidae. The transcript has 5 exons. The record is from RefSeq and is a predicted model, not a curated record. Gene Ontology annotation, cellular component: external side of plasma membrane. Bases 106 to 711 code for a protein of 201 amino acids.